Molecule: messenger RNA, 462 nt
Organism: Hibiscus syriacus
Lineage: Eukaryota; Viridiplantae; Streptophyta; Magnoliopsida; Malvales; Malvaceae
Product: biogenesis of lysosome-related organelles complex 1 subunit 2-like
Exons: 2
Coding region: 41-403 (120 amino acids)
Source: RefSeq, a predicted model, not a curated record
CUGAAGUAACCAAACACAAAAAUUACUUGGGUUCGCAGCCAUGGCUGACAAGGAACCAGAGGUCCCAGACGAGCUUGCCGAGUCGCUCAACGAUCUCUUCACCAGCCUCUCCUCGAUGGUCAAAUCUGAACUCCAGGGGACCAACAAUGUUUUGGAGCUAUUGGAGAAGAUGAAUGUGAGAGUGGCCGAAGAAUACAAAGGAUUUGGGGAUGUGGCAUCUGGGUUAAGGGUAUUUGUUGAACAGCUUAAAAACAAGAGUGGCAACUUUGAUGAAUAUGUUCAACAGAUUGAUGCAAUAGAACAGCAAGUGACUGAGUUCGAAGCUGUGAUUUCAGUUCUUGAUAGAUAUGUGUCUUUGUUGGAAUCUAAAGUACAAUCUGUUUCCCAACAUCCUCCUCCAUAACGAGAUUUUAUUUUUUGCUUUGUUUUUGAAGGAUAAAAUAAAAUGAAUUGUUGGUUGAA